UGAAACACUAAUUUAAAAAUACAAAUUAAAUUACUAAAACACUAAUUGUCUAUAUACUAGACUGAGUAUGAAAGUAUUUGCCUAGUAUAUUUAUACACAGUAUAUUGCAAGCAGACAGCUGAACCAACCCAACCCCUUGCAGCUAAAGGUCAUUCUCUACCCUCCUACUGAAUAAGUGGUCCAACAGGUUUGAGACAGAUUAACCUUCUCCCUGCUGCCUAACCUGGUAACCAACACAGAUUUGGUGACAAACAGCUACCUUAGCAGACUGAAGGUUAACUCACACUGCCACACCUUAGUCACCCCGCGACCUUACAGCCGACAUUGUUGGGAGUCUGUCUACACCCAGACGUUCACACAUAAACAGCAAGAUGUCUCAACAAAGCAAUGAAACUACAACACUUGGAACUUCAACUCCCUUGUCUUCAGCCCAGCAAACCUCUACAAAAAUGACCACAAACCAAAGACCAACUCCUGUGAUGACCAGUAUUACCAGUACUGAAGCCUCCCCCAGUCUGAAAGCAACACCUGCACCCUCAGGUACAGACUGGGUCGCUAUAGGUGUUGCUAUUGGUCUGAAUCUACUGGCCAUCGCUAUCAUUGCCAGUUUAUACUGUUGGUGGAGAGCUAGAAAGAGGAGAAGACAGGAAUUAGACAGAUCUCCGGUUGGUCUGGAGUUGGGACAUGACAACCCGAUCAUCCCGCGGCCGUCUGGGCGUCAAGUGAGGUCACCCAGCCAAGACUACGUGAAUGACCUAGUGCCUGGCGGUCCCAGGCCAUCCAUCGCUGGGAUUGCAGACGGUUGGGAGAUCCCGGAGACUAACAUCCACCUUCAGACUGAGCUGGGGAGUGGACAGUUUGGUAAGGUGUACAAAGGGGAGGCCUACGGGAUCGACCGACAACAGGAGUGGAGAACAGUGGCCAUAAAGACACUUAGAACAGAAGACCAGAAAGCCCAGGAUGACUUUGUGAAGGAGCAGAGAGUGAUGAGUAAACUGCAACAUGGACAGCUGGUCAGGAUGCUGGGAUGCUGCACUACAUCAGAUCCGUUGCUUCUCAUCAUGGAGUACAUGGAAAACGGUGACCUUGCCAAGUUCCUGAGGAAAAACCAUGAUGAUUUCCAUAGUGACGGGCCCUGCCCUGGUAACCAUGGAGGCCAGCUGUGCCUCACCCCCAAACGACUGGCCACAUUUGCAAAUGACACGGCCAGGGGAAUGGGUUACUUGGAAAGCAAAAAAAUUGUUCAUCGGGACCUUGCAGCUCGUAACAUCCUGUUGAACAAAGACUACAUGUGUAAAGUCAGUGACUUUGGGCUUGCCAGGGCCAUGUAUGAUGCUGAAUCUUACAUGAUUCAGGAUAGGAGCCGACCUCUGCCAGUGUUCUGGAUGUCUUUAGAAUCCCUGUAUGAAGGAGAGUUCACCACCAAGAGUGACGUGUGGGCAUUCGGCAUAGUGCUGUGGGAACUAGCAACACUGGGAGGACGACCCUAUCCUGGUAUGGAUGCGAUGCAAGUCCAGCGGGAGCUGAAGAGAGGCUACCGCAUGCCCAAACCAAGGAACUGUACUGAGGAGAUGUACGUGUUGAUGCGGUGGUGUUGGGAGAGAAACCCCGACCGUCGCCCCACCUUCCGCCAGCUGGUCGCUGAGACAAACAAACUGAAACAAGACAGGCCCAGGCCCAGUGUAAGUGGCAGUACUACUCAGCAGGAUUCAGGAAGGAAACAGUCUUCAGCUUCUGCCUCUUCAGUGUCUUCCGGACGGAGGGAGUCUGCAGAUGUUUCUUCAGGACGAAGACAAUCCUCUGACGUUUCUUCAGGACGAAGACAAUCCUCUGACGUUUCUUCAGGACGAAGACAAUCCUCUGACGUUUCUUCAGGACGAAGACAGUCCUCUGACGUUUCUUCCAGACGUGAAUCCAACAUCGGCCGUUUUGAUGUGCUCUUGGAGUAAAUCCUACCUGCUGUAGUAGCUUAAUUACUGACCUGACCAGUCUGUAUUCAUGGUUACAGGGUUGGGCAGUAGGGAGAAUGUUAAAGGAAUGGACUCUACAUGAUUUGACAUUUACUUUUAAUUUUUUUGCUUGGGGAAUACAAUGUACAAAUGUAUAUAGGUGCACAGAAAACAUUUUGAAAGGUAUUUGAUCUUAGAAAAAUAGUUUGUAAAAUAAAUGUAAUUGAAGACAGGUACCGUAUACAAUCUUAAGAUCAAGAUUCAAAAUUUUUUUGUAGAAACAAUGUUUUGUCCUCAUAAUUUUACAAUAUUUGCUUUUUUACUUUACAAAAGUAAAUUUACCUUGAGCCAUGUUGAUUCCCAAACUGGCUGUUCACUGUGACAUCAGAUGCUGUCAUGAUGAUUACCUUUAUAAAAAAACUUUGACUUACUAAACCUUACUUACUUACUUACUGGCAUACCCUUAAUGCCAGGCCCAUUAUAUAUGGCAGCAACAACCUGGAGUUUGAAAAAUUAUCAUUUGAUGGUGUGAUGUUCAAUAACACAGGUGAAUGGUGUGUAAUUAUUGUGGCACGAAAGGUGCACAGUUAUGUAUAUUAAUUGAAUAAUAGAAAAAAUUCAUGUACAACUACCACUACUAGAUAAGUAUGAUUGUUGUUGAAAUAUAAUCAGAACACAUUUCAUCUUGACUUGAUGUUGCUGUUAUCAUUUAUUACCUUUGCCAGA
Molecule: messenger RNA, 2675 nt
Organism: Branchiostoma belcheri (Belcher's lancelet)
Lineage: Eukaryota; Metazoa; Chordata; Leptocardii; Amphioxiformes; Branchiostomatidae
Product: tyrosine kinase receptor Cad96Ca-like
Exons: 11
Coding region: 372-1949 (525 amino acids)
Biological process (GO): protein phosphorylation; positive regulation of kinase activity; multicellular organism development
Cellular component (GO): signaling receptor complex
Molecular function (GO): transmembrane receptor protein tyrosine kinase activity; ATP binding
Source: RefSeq, a predicted model, not a curated record